CCACCCUAAUCUCCCGGUAGCCGAAUUCCUUUGCUUAUAUCCCCCCCCAUCCUGCUCUCCAUCUUCUUCUUUCUUUCCUCUCUUCUUCACCCACCACGCACUUACUUCCCAGUAUCCAAACAGGCUUCUUUGACUUCGGUCGUCCAUUCUUUACAGAACUCUAUCAGCUUUCGUCUUUUCGAACCAACACUCGCUUUUUAACCCACCUCACCGUUUUUUAAUAAACAACUCUACCGUCAAGAUGCAAUUCACUUUCGCUACCCUUGCCGUCAUGGCCACCGCCGUCCUGGCCACUGCCCCAGACUCCACCGUCUACCAGACUGAGGAGGUCACCAUCACCAGCUGUGCCCCUACCGUCACCGACUGCCCGGCCCGCUCCACCGUCGUCUCCCUGACCUCCUACCCGGUCGUCCCAACCACCACCGCCGCUGAGGAGCCCCUCACCACCGAGGCCCCAGUCGUCCCAAGCUCCACCGAGGAGGCCGAGGAGACCCUCACCAGCUACACCACCAUCGUCAACACCAUCACCAGCUGCCACCCCACCGUGACCAACUGCCCGAUCGGCCAGAAGACCACCCUCACCGUCCCCUGCUCCACCACCGAGGCCCCCGCCCCAACUGAGACCCCAGUUGUCCCAGAGGUCCCAGUCUCCUCCGAGGAGCCCACCACCCCUGAGGCCACCGUCCCAGCUCCCCCCGCCACCGUCACCGUCACCAUCAACUCCUGCCCAGCUGAGGUCCCAACCUGGACUUCCGUCCCAGUUGGCCCAACUGCCCCAGCUGUCAACACCCCCGUCCCAACCAUCUCUGGCUUCCCUACCCCAAGCAACGGCACCACCGUCACCCCCCCAGUCGUCACCUCGCCUCCUAUCGCUGGUGCCGCCUCGGCCGUGUCCGGCUCCAUCUUCGCCGUUGGCUUCGCCGCCAUGGCCGCUGUCUUCUUCGCUUAAGCGGUUUCAAUUCGACCAGAGGGAUAUAUUUCUUCAGUCCGCCGCCUCGCUGAGCUGUCUUUUCGUUCUGAUGAGGAGGGAGAAGAUGGGCUGGAGAGGGCAUCGGCUAUGACUUUCUACGCAUAUUGGGAUGGCUUUGGGAAAACGAGAGCGGGGCGUGUGUCCUUUGUUUAUUAGGUCACGUCUUUUGCGAUUGAGAUCUUUUUAUGUAAUUCAGUAAUUCUGGCGGGAGUGGUUCGCACACAUUUGUUUGUCUUGUCUAUUAUGGUUUUUUAUUUCACGGAAUAAAAAUACAACCGGUUACUUCUAUGUUGUUUUAUUUCGUCGACCAUCGUGUGCCAACAUAAACUGUGUGUGCGGGCUGCUCCUAAUUAGUUUUUACUUCCGUUUCGAAUACUGGCGGGGUUGCGUGUGGACUGGAAAUUUAUAUACCUUGUUUCCCCCAUAUAUGAUGGCUGUGUCUUUGUCUGUGUCUUAGUUCGCGUUAUAAAGUGAUCCAUUGCCGUAUGUAUCUACGCGUAUAUAUGUAUGUGUAUCCAUCUUUAAACGUCAUACGUAAAUCCCUCCUCUCAUCCCUCUAGAUGGCAGUUGUUCCAAGCAUCCCCAUCCAUCUCCACAUCUCUCCAUAUAUCAAUACCAUACCAUAUCCAUUACAUACCCCGUCCAGCAGUCAAUGAGAACAGCGCAGCGCGCGCGCGCGCGAGAGAGAGAGAGAGAGCCCUCUAAACACGUGUAGUAGGAAUGCGUUGGACCGGUUUUCGCGCAGAGGUGGGGGCGAGCACACUAUACAAGCCGACCAACUUAUUGAUAUGCUUUAGUUCGCGAGCUGGGCGGUUGUGAGAUGACGUCUAAACAGGGACAAACGGGGUCAAUCUACGGUGGCUUGAGGGAAU
Molecule: messenger RNA, 1842 nt
Organism: Pseudogymnoascus verrucosus
Lineage: Eukaryota; Fungi; Ascomycota; Leotiomycetes; Thelebolales; Thelebolaceae
Exons: 3
Coding region: 242-949 (235 amino acids)
Source: RefSeq, a predicted model, not a curated record